Molecule: messenger RNA, 901 nt
Organism: Rattus norvegicus (Norway rat)
Lineage: Eukaryota; Metazoa; Chordata; Mammalia; Rodentia; Muridae
Gene: Fbxo36
Product: F-box protein 36
Exons: 4
Coding region: 30-596 (188 amino acids)
Source: RefSeq, marked provisional
UGUCUUAGCGACGGCGGUGGCGUCCCAAGAUGGCGUCGUGGCUACCGGAGACUCUGUUUGAAAUUGUAGGACAAGGCCCGGCGCCGAGCAAAGACUAUUACCAGUUGUUGAUCACCCGAACUCAGAUCAUCUUUAGAUGGUGGAAGAUUUCCCUGAGAAGUGAGUAUCGGUCAGCAAAACCUGGAGAGACAAAGGAAACUCACGAAGACUUCCUAGAUAACUCUCAUCUUCAAGUUCAAGUCGCCGUAGUAUUUGGUGCAAAGAUAUUAGACUAUGUCUUCAACCUGUGUGAAGGUAAAUUUGACUACCUGGAGCGGCUCUCUGACAAACUGCUGCUGAAGAUCAUGAACUACCUGGACUUGGAAGACAUCGCCAGGCUCUCUCAGACAUCAAGCCGGUUUGAGAAGCUGUGCAAGAGUGACUCGCUGUGGGAGCAGAUAGUCCAGUCCACCUAUGACACCAUCACCCCUGACAUGCGGGCCCUGGCGAAUGACGUGGGCUGGAGACAGAUGUUCUUCACCAACAAGAUCCAGCUCCAGAGGCAGAUCCGCAAGAAGAAGCAAAGACAGGGAAGCGAGACUACGAAGCCUACUUAGGGGACGGCUGUUCCCACAACUGAGGCCACAGUGGUGCAUCUCUUCAGGUCCAAUCUCACUCUCUCUUAACAACAGGUUUUGCUGAUUCCAGGCAUCACUUGAAAAAUCAGAUUUUUCACACACAUGCAAAUCCACCUAGUGCCUUGCUUGAGCAAUCUCCCCUGUCCUGCUCAGGCCAACCCACGGCCCAUGUACUAAGGGCUUCGAGACAGGAAGCCUCUCAGACCACCUCCUUCCUGAUCCCCUGUUGCCCAUGAGGAAAGAGGCACCUGCUGUGUAUGAACUAACAAUAAAGAGUUAUUGGC